AUGCCAAAUGGUCUUCUAAAAAUAUUUGACUCGCAUGCAAGAGAUUCCUUUGGUAUGGCUCAUCCUCAUGGAACAUGCGUUUUGUUGGAAAUAAACUCAGUUGUUAACUUGGUAGCAUAUUUAAAAAAUCUACACAAACCAGAUGAUUUAUUUGAGCUAAAAGGUGUUGAAAUCGCAACUGCACAAUUUGCUCAAGCUACAGACAUGCAUUGCAACACAUCUGAAACAAACUCAAGGUGUUUCUCUCUAAAACAUGAAAAUGCAACACUCACUCAUGAUAAUUUUAAUUCUGAACCAUGGAUGCAGAAUGUAAAUAUAUGUGGUGCUGAUGUUGAGCUAACAAAAUCAAAGAGACAAAAAGUAUUAAGACAGCAUAAGUCAAUGAAACAAAAAGAGUUAGUAAACAACAAGAGAAAAAAUGAUUAUGCCAAUUUGGAACCUGUUAGAAAAAAGAGGAUACUUGAGAAAGCAGCGCUACGCUACAACAACGAUCCUGUAAAAAAGAAACUUAUUCCCGAUACAAACAGGCGGAAGUAUAAAUCAAUGGACCCCAUAAAGAAGAAAAUUCUUCUUGAAACAGAUAGGCAGAAAUAUAAAUCAAUGGACCCAAUAAAAAAGAAAGCUCUUCUAGAAACAAGUGCGCAAAAAUAUAAAUCAAUGGACCCUAUAAAAAAAAAAGCUCUUCUUGAAUCAAAUACAGAGAAAUAUAAAUUGAUGGACCCAAUAAAAAAAAAAGCUCUCCUUGAAACAAAUAAGCAGAAAUAUAAAUCAAUGCACCCAAUACAAAAGAAAGCUCUUCUAGAAACAAAUGCGCAAAAAUAUAAAUCGUUGGACCCAAUAAAAAAGAAAGCUCUUCUUGAAACUAAUACAGAAAAAUAUAAAUCAAAGCAAUGUAAAGUAUUAAUGGAUAUACAUCAAUUGGAUGAUUAUAUCGCUACGUUUCACCUUAAAAUAAAAGAGGGCCCUUAUUAUAUAUGUUCUGUUUGUAAUCGAUUACUCUACAAAAAGUCAGUGGUGUCAUUAAAACAAGAUAAAUACAUAAAUUUGCCUGAAACUCUGUUCACUAAUGUGGAGUCAUUCGAUGACAAACAAUACAUUUGUAAAACAUGCCAUUCAAAGCUAUUAAAAGGGAAAAUUCCUUGUCAAGCAAUAUGUAAUAACAUGCAUGUUGAUGCUAUACCAGCGGAGCUUGCAUCUUUAGAAAAACUCGAACAAAUCCUUAUUGCACAACGAAUAGUUUUUGAGAAGAUAAUAGUUAUGCCAAAAGGACAACAAAAAAAAAUUAAGGGGGCAAUCUGUAACGUGCCCGUUGAAUGCGAUAAUACUUGUAAAGUUUUACCACGACCACCAGAAAGAUCCGGUAUCAUAAUGUUAAAGCUUAAACGUAAACUUGAAUUCAGAGGUCAUGUUUAUUUUCAAGCAGUACGUCCCCAGUUCAUUCUUGAUGCACUUAAAUGGCUUAAGUCAAACAAUGAAUUAUAUAGUAAUAUUACAAUUGAUAUUGAAAAUAUCAGUGAAAAACUUAUGACAUUACAACAAGAUGACAAUACUUCACUUAUGAAAUCUGACAACAAUAAACUGAUGUCCUUAACCGCACAAAACUGCAAACAACAGGAUACAAAUCAUGAUGAUAGCGAGGAAGAAGAUGAUCCAUUGAAUAAACAUAGGCAAGCAACUAAUGAGACAUGUUUGCAGUCUGUAUUACCAAACUACCCUGUGACAGAAACGAAUCAACAUUGCUCAUUGGGGAAUGAAGUGUUCAAUAUUGCACCUGGAGAAAACCAACACCCUGUAUCACUAAUGAAAGACCUAAGAUGUGAAGAGCUUGCAUUUCCAGUGUUAUUCCCUGAGGGACAAUUUGGCUUCACACAUGACAGAGACAUUAAAUUGUCACCAGUAAAGUAUUUCAAUGCUCGACUCUUACAUUAUAGUGGAAGGUUUGCAACAAAUCCAGAGUAUCUUUUCUUUGCUCAAUUCAUAAUGGAACAAAAAAAAGUAUCAGAUAGUAUUAAUAUAGCGUUAAAAAAAAUCCAUGGCCAACCAGUCACUGCAUCAGAAGUAAAAUCUGAUUUAAACAAGUUAAAAGGCUUAAUUUUUCAAGAUCAAGCAUAUUUAUUUCUUCGGCAAAUUCCUGGCAAACCUCCCUAUUGGCAAAAAUUUAUGUAUGAAGUAGUAGCCAUGGUGAAACAACUUGGGAUACCAACAUGGUUUAUGACAUUAUCAUGUGCCGAUCUUAGAUGGCCAGAAUUGUUUCAAAUUAUAUCUAGAACACAAGGAAAAAAUAUUACUGAUGAGGAAGUUGAAGCUUUAUCAUACAAUGAAAGAUGUUCAAUGUUAAAUCUUAAUCCUGUUGUUGUUGCAAAGCAUUUUCAACACAGAGUCGAAACAUUCUUCACUGAAGUUCUGCUUACUCAAAAUAAUCCAAUUGGUAAAAUAAUCUAUUAUGCACUUCGCAUUGAAUUUCAAAUGAGAGGAUCUCCUCAUUUACAUGCACUAAUAUGGACUGCUGAUUGCCCCAAACUUACAUCUGACAGCAAGGAAGCUUACAUGCAAUUUAUAGAUAACCAUGUACAAGCCCAUCUUCCAGAUGAGAAAAAAGAACCAGAGUUACAUGAAUUAGUUAAAACUUAUCAGAAGCACAAUCAUUCUAAAACUUGCAGGAAGUACAAAAAUAUCAGUUGCAGAUUUAAUUUUGGUCAAUUUUUCAGCAAAAGCACAAUAGUAGCCGAACCUCUUAAUGAUGACCUAGAUGAAGAGAUCAAAAGUAAUAUACUUGAGAGGCGAAAACAGAUUCUGACGUCGGUGAAACAGAAAAUAGACGAAGUAUUAAACCCAUCUAAGCCAGAAUAUAAUGAAACAUUAAAUGAUACAGAGAUCCUAAAUUUGAUAGGUAUCACCGAGGAUGAAUAUUAUUGGGCUCUAUCAAUAUCACCAGACUCUGAUUUUGAGUUGCAUCUUAAAAGACCAACAGAUAGUUGUUUUAUUAACAACUACUUUGUCGCUGGCAUUAAGGGAUUUGCAGCAAAUGUUGACUUGCAACCUGUAUUCAAUCACUACAAAUGCAUAACAUAUGUUUGCUCAUAUUUCACUAAAGAUGAAACUGAAUGUUCUCAAGCCAUUGCAAAUGCAGCAAAAGAAGCGAAAGCUGCUAACAUAGAUAUUAGAGACGGCCUAAAAAAAAUCGGUGCUGCUUUUCUCUCUACAAGAGAAGUUAGUUCCCAAGAAUGUGUUUACAGAUCAAUGCCUGAACUUUGGUUGCGAAAAAUAUUUCCGAAAACAGUUUUUAUUAGUACAGACUUUCCAGAGAAACGGAUACGUGUUACUAAGACAAAAGCAGAGCUUGAUGAGCUGGAUGAUGAGAGUACAGAUAUUUUUAAAUCAAAUAUAAUUCAGCGUUACAGCAUUAGACCAAAAUCAAUAGCACUAGUUGAUAAAUUAUGUCUAGCAGAAUUUGCUGCAUAUUAUUAUAAAGAUUAUAUUAUUGGCCACAAUGAAACAAAUGAUUCUCAGCCAGAUGUUUUAACUGAUGACUUCGUUGAAGCACAAAGUGGCACAAUAAAUUGCCUUCCCCAAAAAAUAAAAUUAAUCAACACUAAUGAAUACAUGAAAUGCAGAAAAGUUAAAGCUGUAUUAAGGUAUCAUACACCCAACAAAGAAAAAGAACCAGAAUCGUAUUUUCACCAUUUGCUUAUGCUGUAUUAUCCAUGGCGAGAUGAAAAUAAUCUCAUGGCUUCAGAUCAAACAUAUACAUCUAAGUUCUAUGAACCAGAUGUUCAAGCCAUCAUCGAGCACAACAGAGCAAUAUUUCAACCUGAUGCAGAUGCUAUUAGCAAUGCUCUUGAACUAUUGAGAUGCAAUCAGAACAAUAUUCAUUCAUUUUAUUCAAUAAAUGAUCAAGAAAAUGCUGAUUUGCAAGGUGAAAUGCAAGAUGACUCAAUACCACAUGAAUCAUUUAAUGAACAAUUACCUUCCCACCUUGAUGUAGCACCACAAUCUAAUCAGAAUUCUUCCUCUGGAGUUAUUAGUUCUUGCAACCAACCACAAGAGAUCUCUGACGAUAUAUUACGUCAAACCGUAAGAUCUUUAAAUUUUGAGCAACGUCAUGCAUAUGAUAUAUUUCUCAAAUGGUGUAGGAAUACAAUGAAAAACAUGAACAGCAUAAAACCUUAUAAAAUAGAACCAAUCUAUCUUUUCUUGACUGGCGGUGGAGGUGCAGGAAAAAGUCACUUGAUUAAAACAAUAUACCAUACAGCAUUCAAGACAUUUAGACACCCUCCUAUCAACCCUGAAUCUCCAACAGUUAUUCUGGUGGCACCAACAGGUGUAGCUGCAAUAAACAUUGAUGGAACAACAAUAAAUACUGCUCUGGCUAUACCUAAAGAAACUGGUGAUAAUGUACCUCCAAUCUAUUAUAGUUGUGGGUGA
This is a messenger RNA of Dendronephthya gigantea, 4425 nucleotides long. RefSeq lists its product as uncharacterized. Lineage: Eukaryota; Metazoa; Cnidaria; Anthozoa; Malacalcyonacea; Nephtheidae. The transcript is spliced from 4 exons. The record is from RefSeq and is a predicted model, not a curated record. Bases 1 to 4425 code for a protein of 1474 amino acids.